GUUGAUUACUCGGCUUGCCUCUACAGUAUCUCGAGUCGAGCGACGCCGACUAAGAGGCACCCGGCUCAGCGACCGCUCGGACGGAUGCGGGCCUCUCGGCCCAAUAAGGAAGGCCCACGAAGACGACUUAAGCUAGGUCAAGAACGACACAUCAGAGGACUAUAUAAGGAGAAGGAAGAGAAACGAGAUGGGGAUCCGAAAUCAUCUGACUAACACUUGGCGGCUAGAUUAGGGUUUUCACCUUUGCUUCAUCUUGCCGAUAUCUGUACUUCUCCGGUAACUCAUCGAGUUGCCGGCUUCUCUUCUGUCGCAUUCUCUUUACUUCUCUUGUAACCGACUGAACGUCUCUUCCGACUAUAAUAAAACGUCUUUGUUAAACCCACAUCUUUUUAUCACCGUUUUCCGAUCAAACAAAACUAGAUCGGGCUUGUCGGGACGUCGGAUUCUUCUACGUGAUUGGUCAUGGAAUUUCGGAGAGUCUUAUGAGGAAGGUGAAAGAGAUGACCCAUCGAUUCUUCGAGCUUCCAUAUGAGGAGAAACUUAAGAUCAAGAUUACUCCAGCAGCUGGAUAUAGAGGAUAUCAGAGAAUUGGAGUGAACUAUACGAGCGGGAAACAAGAUUUCCACGAAGCAAUUGAUUGUUACAGAGAGUUCAAGCAAGGAAAGUAUGGGGAAACUGGAAAGGUCUUGGAAGGGUUAAACCAGUGGCCAGAAAAUCCUCAAGAGUACAAAGGGUUGAUGGAUGAGUAUAUUAAGUUAUGCACAGAUCUCUCUAGAAACAUCCUAAGAGGAAUCUCCUUAGCUCUUGGUGGAUCACCUUAUGAAUUUGAGGGAGAAAUGGUUGGGGAUCCUUUUUGGGUAAUGCGUAUUAUUGGUUAUCCAGGUGUAAACCAAGAAAAUGUUAUCGGAUGUGGAGCUCACACUGACUAUGGCUUGUUGACGCUUAUAAAUCAAGACGAUGAUAAAACUGCUCUUCAGGUGAAAAACUUGGCUGGUGAUUGGGUAUCAGCUAUUCCAAUCCCUGGAUCAUUUAUUUGUAACAUCGGUGACAUGUUAAAGAUACUUUCAAAUGGAGUAUACGAAUCCACACUUCAUAGAGUGAUCAAUAACUCUCCUCUAUACCGUGUAUGCAUCGCUUUCUUCUACGAGACUAACUUUGACGCGAUGGUUGACCCACUGGAUAUCUUCAAAGAGAAGUAUCCAGGAGAUAAAAGAUCUCAAGUUUCCAAAAGAGUUGUAUACGGAGAGCAUCUAGUUAACAAAGUCCAGACCACCUUCGCAAAUUUAGUGGAAUACAGUUAAUUGGAUUGGUUUUCCUUUCGGGCUGGAUUUUGGAUUCUAA
Brassica napus (rape) is the source of this 1341-nucleotide messenger RNA. Its product is annotated as probable 2-oxoglutarate-dependent dioxygenase At3g49630. Lineage: Eukaryota; Viridiplantae; Streptophyta; Magnoliopsida; Brassicales; Brassicaceae. Gene Ontology annotation, molecular function: dioxygenase activity. The coding region runs from base 483 to 1301 and encodes 272 amino acids. The record is from RefSeq and is a predicted model, not a curated record. The transcript is spliced from 11 exons.